AUGCUUAAUGUAAGACUUGGUGAAACAACAUUUGUGUUUGACAGGUCUGGCAUAGAAGAAGUCUAUAAUGAAAGAGAACAUAUGCUCCAAGAAGCCAGCGAGUUAAUGAAAGAGACCUGCUCAACUACACCAGCAAAAAAGAAAAAAGUGGAAAACAAAGCGAAAGAUAUGAUUGAAAAGACACGCAAUGAAAGAGAGGCUAUGGCACUGCUGGCCUUUUCUGAUGUGGAUGACACUUUAAUCGACCAUGAUUACGAUGUUGGAACUGCAAAACAGAUAUCUGUACAAGAUGUUGGAACUGCAAAACAGAUAUCUGUACAAGAUGUUGGAACUGCAAAACAGAUAUCUGUACAAGAUGUUGGAACUGCAAAACAGAUAUCUGUACAAGAUGUUGGAACUGCAAAACAGAUAUCAGCCCCCCGUACCAAAAGGAUGAACAAAAGUAAAACAUUGAGAAAAAAUGGCCUUGAUUACCUACGAGAAAAAGCGGAAAUAUCACGAGAAAUAAGAUCUGCAGAACUCAAGUUAGAAGAACAAAAAAUGGAUAAUGAAAAAGAAAAAAUUGCAAAUGACAAAGCAAGACUUGCCUUGGAGUCUAAAAGGCUUGAGGCAGAAAUUCAAGAAAAAAAACAUAGGAUAGAGUUAGAACAAAAGAAAUCUGAGCAAGAUGUCGCUGAAAGAAAAAACUUGAGUGACCUCAUCAAAACACAACAAAAGCUUAUUGAAGCAUUACUGACAAAACUUGAUAAUAGAUAA
This is a messenger RNA of Acanthoscelides obtectus, 756 nucleotides long. NCBI's taxonomy places the organism in Eukaryota, Metazoa, Arthropoda, Insecta, Coleoptera, Chrysomelidae. The record is from the annotation of a GenBank genome assembly.